GGCCACAGCCUGCCUACUGUCACCCGCCUCUCCCGCGCGCAGAUACACGCCCCCGCCUCCGUGGGCACAAAGGCAGCGCUGCUGGGGAACUCGGGGGAACGCGCACGUGGGAACCGCCGCAGCUCCACACUCCAGGUACUUCUUCCAAGGACCUAGGUCUCUCGCCCAUCGGAAAGAAAGGAAAACUACUAUCCAUCCCAGCCAGGCAAGCCCAAUUCAGGACUGAAGAAGAUUUAUUCAGUCCUAGACAACCAAGUGAAGAGUUUCUGGCUUUGUGCGCAUACAAGUCAUUUGCAGGAGAUGUAAGUCAGCGUGCUUUGGCCCUUGCAUUUCAGGAAGGUGACUGCUUUGUGGGGAAGAAAAAGGUGCACAAUAUGAGUAUUCUCUGGUUUGCUCAAACAGGGUAAAUUGGACAAGGAUUGAAAGGGAUGUUGCCAAGCUCUACAGUCAUUAAAUAUUUUUUUCCUCUAUGCUUUGUUUUAAAAACCUAGCUUCUCUAUUUUAUCCCACACUAACCUCCUCCUUCCCCACUCUAAGAAGUGACUAACGUUUCAGCCCUCAACUUUGUCAUUCAUAUAAUGGAGAUGACAAACUAUGUCUCACAGGGCUCUUGCAACAUUCAAAUGAGGUAAUAUAUGGCAAACACUUGGCAUAGUACCUUCCACAUAUUAAGGGUUCAAUAAAUGGAAACUUUUCUUAGUUUCUCUGUUUAUCAUUUUACAAGGACUUGUCCAAGAUUAAUAUUCUAAGAUCAUGAUUUUUAAACUUAUUUUUAAUGAUGAAAAUAUUCAUUACAUGAAUUUAGGGCAAACCCCCAGUAUAUGACAGGUAAAUGCAGGGCUGCUUUGGUUGAAGUGGGGUCACAAGGUCUAAAACUUACACCUUUGCUCUUAGCCUCUGGGACAUUGCCACAGAAUCUUCAAUGACAAAAAGCACAUUUACAAAUCAUGAAACCAGGCUGUGUGCAUUCUGGUUGCCAUUCUGCCCUUCAACAAGGAUUUUUGCCCCUCUGAGUCACCAUCUGUAGCAGAAGUAAGAGCAAGUCCACAAAUAGUGUAAUAGACAGGAAUAUGAAUGAGAAAUAAAAGACUUAACAAAGGCUAUUUUAAUUAAUUCUAAUGACAAUGAUAGCCAAAAUAUAUGAUGAGCCUACUCUCUAAACUGUAGGCUUUUGUGGGAUCAUCCACAGCAUGUCUCUGAGGUAUGGACUAUAUUUGUUGGACAAAGAGAUGGCUUCAAGAACAGGGAGACUGAAUAACUUUACCAAGGUCCUAGAACUCAGAGUGAUACAGCCAGGUUUCACACCCAGGUCCCCGUGAUCACCAAGUCAGAGGUACAUUCUGCCGUGUUCCUUCUGAAUGCUUCUCUGCUUCUUGCCUGCCUUUAGAAGGAAAACACUUCCUUUCUGACUAAAUAUGCCCCUCCAGGCAGACUGUGGCCACCCAUAAAUACAGCAGUAGCCUGAUCAUAUAACCAGAAUGGAAUUUGGAAAGAGAAUUCAAGCUGACAGAAUGAAAAACAUAUCCCCCUUAAUCCUACCCUUUCUAAUGCUAACAAUAAAUUAAGAGCACAUAUUCUCUCCUCUCUCUCUAGAUUUCUAUAGACACCUAGCUGUGCUUUCUUACAAGAAAACAUAUCCACUGGACCAAAGCGCAGCCCCCUUCAUGCUGAAGCCACUUCAGUUUGAAACGUAAAAAAAAAUAAUUCUUUCAAGAAGAUCAGGGACAACUGAUUUGAAGUCUACUCUGUGCUUCUAAAUCCCCAAUUCUGCUGAAAGUGAGAUACCCUAGAGCCCUAGAGCCCCAGCAGCACCCAGCCAAACCCACCUCCACCAUGGGGGCCAUGACUCAGCUGUUGGCAGGUGUCUUUCUUGCUUUCCUUGCCCUCGCUACCGAAGGUGGGGUCCUCAAGAAAGUCAUCCGGCACAAGCGACAGAGUGGGGUGAACGCCACCCUGCCAGAAGAGAACCAGCCAGUGGUGUUUAACCACGUUUACAACAUCAAGCUGCCAGUGGGAUCCCAGUGUUCGGUGGAUCUGGAGUCAGCCAGUGGGGAGAAAGACCUGGCACCGCCUUCAGAGCCCAGCGAAAGCUUUCAGGAGCACACAGUGGAUGGGGAAAACCAGAUUGUCUUCACACAUCGCAUCAACAUCCCCCGCCGGGCCUGUGGCUGUGCCGCAGCCCCUGAUGUUAAGGAGCUGCUGAGCAGACUGGAGGAGCUGGAGAACCUGGUGUCUUCCCUGAGGGAGCAAUGUACUGCAGGAGCAGGCUGCUGUCUCCAGCCUGCCACAGGCCGCUUGGACACCAGGCCCUUCUGUAGCGGUCGGGGCAACUUCAGCACUGAAGGAUGUGGCUGUGUCUGCGAACCUGGCUGGAAAGGCCCCAACUGCUCUGAGCCCGAAUGUCCAGGCAACUGUCACCUUCGAGGCCGGUGCAUUGAUGGGCAGUGCAUCUGUGACGACGGCUUCACGGGCGAGGACUGCAGCCAGCUGGCUUGCCCCAGCGACUGCAAUGACCAGGGCAAGUGCGUAAAUGGAGUCUGCAUCUGUUUCGAAGGCUACGCCGGGGCUGACUGCAGCCGUGAAAUCUGCCCAGUGCCCUGCAGUGAGGAGCACGGCACAUGUGUAGAUGGCUUGUGUGUGUGCCACGAUGGCUUUGCAGGCGAUGACUGCAACAAGCCUCUGUGUCUCAACAAUUGCUACAACCGUGGACGAUGCGUGGAGAAUGAGUGCGUGUGUGAUGAGGGUUUCACGGGCGAAGACUGCAGUGAGCUCAUCUGCCCCAAUGACUGCUUCGACCGGGGCCGCUGCAUCAAUGGCACCUGCUACUGCGAAGAAGGCUUCACAGGUGAAGACUGCGGGAAACCCACCUGCCCACAUGCCUGCCACACCCAGGGCCGGUGUGAGGAGGGGCAGUGUGUAUGUGAUGAGGGCUUUGCCGGUGUGGACUGCAGCGAGAAGAGGUGUCCUGCUGACUGUCACAAUCGUGGCCGCUGUGUAGACGGGCGGUGUGAGUGUGAUGAUGGUUUCACUGGAGCUGACUGUGGGGAGCUCAAGUGUCCCAAUGGCUGCAGUGGCCAUGGCCGCUGUGUCAAUGGGCAGUGUGUGUGUGAUGAGGGCUAUACUGGGGAGGACUGCAGCCAGCUACGGUGCCCCAAUGACUGUCACAGUCGGGGCCGCUGUGUCGAGGGCAAAUGUGUAUGUGAGCAAGGCUUCAAGGGCUAUGACUGCAGUGACAUGAGCUGCCCUAAUGACUGUCACCAGCACGGCCGCUGUGUGAAUGGCAUGUGUGUUUGUGAUGACGGCUACACAGGGGAAGACUGCCGGGAUCGCCAAUGCCCCAGGGACUGCAGCAACAGGGGCCUCUGUGUGGACGGACAGUGCGUCUGUGAGGACGGCUUCACCGGCCCUGACUGUGCAGAACUCUCCUGUCCAAAUGACUGCCAUGGCCAGGGUCGCUGUGUGAAUGGGCAGUGCGUGUGCCAUGAAGGAUUUAUGGGCAAAGACUGCAAGGAGCAAAGAUGUCCCAGUGACUGUCAUGGCCAGGGCCGCUGCGUGGACGGCCAGUGCAUCUGCCACGAGGGCUUCACAGGCCUGGACUGUGGCCAGCACUCCUGCCCCAGUGACUGCAACAACUUAGGACAAUGCGUCUCGGGCCGCUGCAUCUGCAACGAGGGCUACAGCGGAGAAGACUGCUCAGAGGUGUCUCCUCCCAAAGACCUCGUUGUGACAGAAGUGACGGAAGAGACGGUCAACCUGGCCUGGGACAAUGAGAUGCGGGUCACAGAGUACCUUGUCGUGUACACGCCCACCCACGAGGGUGGUCUGGAAAUGCAGUUCCGUGUGCCUGGGGACCAGACGUCCACCAUCAUCCAGGAGCUGGAGCCUGGUGUGGAGUACUUUAUCCGUGUAUUUGCCAUCCUGGAGAACAAGAAGAGCAUUCCUGUCAGCGCCAGGGUGGCCACGUACUUACCUGCACCUGAAGGCCUGAAAUUCAAGUCCAUCAAGGAGACAUCUGUGGAAGUGGAGUGGGAUCCUCUAGACAUUGCUUUUGAAACCUGGGAGAUCAUCUUCCGGAAUAUGAAUAAAGAAGAUGAGGGAGAGAUCACCAAAAGCCUGAGGAGGCCAGAGACCUCUUACCGGCAAACUGGUCUAGCUCCUGGGCAAGAGUAUGAGAUAUCUCUGCACAUAGUGAAAAACAAUACCCGGGGCCCUGGCCUGAAGAGGGUGACCACCACACGCUUGGAUGCCCCCAGCCAGAUCGAGGUGAAAGAUGUCACAGACACCACUGCCUUGAUCACCUGGUUCAAGCCCCUGGCUGAGAUCGAUGGCAUUGAGCUGACCUACGGCAUCAAAGACGUGCCAGGAGACCGUACCACCAUCGAUCUCACAGAGGACGAGAACCAGUACUCCAUCGGGAACCUGAAGCCUGACACUGAGUACGAGGUGUCCCUCAUCUCCCGCAGAGGUGACAUGUCAAGCAACCCAGCCAAAGAGACCUUCACAACAGGCCUCGAUGCUCCCAGGAAUCUUCGACGUGUUUCCCAGACAGAUAACAGCAUCACCCUGGAAUGGAGGAAUGGCAAGGCAGCUAUUGACAGUUACAGAAUUAAGUAUGCCCCCAUCUCUGGAGGGGACCACGCUGAGGUUGAUGUUCCAAAGAGCCAACAAGCCACAACCAAAACCACACUCACAGGUCUGAGGCCGGGAACUGAAUAUGGGAUUGGAGUUUCUGCUGUGAAGGAAGACAAGGAGAGCAAUCCAGCGACCAUCAACGCAGCCACAGAGUUGGACACGCCCAAGGACCUUCAGGUUUCUGAAACUGCAGAGACCAGCCUGACCCUGCUCUGGAAGACACCGUUGGCCAAAUUUGACCGCUACCGCCUCAAUUACAGUCUCCCCACAGGCCAGUGGGUGGGAGUGCAGCUUCCAAGAAACACCACUUCCUAUGUCCUGAGAGGCCUGGAACCAGGACAGGAGUACAAUGUCCUCCUGACAGCCGAGAAAGGCAGACACAAGAGCAAGCCCGCACGUGUGAAGGCAUCCACUGAACAAGCCCCUGAGCUGGAAAACCUCACCGUGACUGAGGUUGGCUGGGAUGGCCUCAGACUCAACUGGACCGCAGCUGACCAGGCCUAUGAGCACUUUAUCAUUCAGGUGCAGGAGGCCAACAAGGUGGAGGCAGCUCGGAACCUCACCGUGCCUGGCAGCCUUCGGGCUGUGGACAUACCGGGCCUCAAGGCUGCUACGCCUUAUACAGUCUCCAUCUAUGGGGUGAUCCAGGGCUAUAGAACACCAGUGCUCUCUGCUGAGGCCUCCACAGGGGAAACUCCCAAUUUGGGAGAGGUCGUGGUGGCCGAGGUGGGCUGGGAUGCCCUCAAACUCAACUGGACUGCUCCAGAAGGGGCCUAUGAGUACUUUUUCAUUCAGGUGCAGGAGGCUGACACAGUAGAGGCAGCCCAGAACCUCACCGUCCCAGGAGGACUGAGGUCCACAGACCUGCCUGGGCUCAAAGCAGCCACUCAUUAUACCAUCACCAUCCGCGGGGUCACUCAGGACUUCAGCACAACCCCUCUCUCUGUUGAAGUCUUGACAGAGGAGGUUCCAGAUAUGGGAAACCUCACAGUGACCGAGGUUAGCUGGGAUGCUCUCAGACUGAACUGGACCACGCCAGAUGGAACCUAUGACCAGUUUACUAUUCAGGUCCAGGAGGCUGACCAGGUGGAAGAGGCUCACAAUCUCACGGUUCCUGGCAGCCUGCGUUCCAUGGAAAUCCCAGGCCUCAGGGCUGGCACUCCUUACACAGUCACCCUGCACGGCGAGGUCAGGGGCCACAGCACUCGACCCCUUGCUGUAGAGGUCGUCACAGAGGAUCUCCCACAGCUGGGAGAUUUAGCCGUGUCUGAGGUUGGCUGGGAUGGCCUCAGACUCAACUGGACCGCAGCUGACAAUGCCUAUGAGCACUUUGUCAUUCAGGUGCAGGAGGUCAACAAAGUGGAGGCAGCCCAGAACCUCACGUUGCCUGGCAGCCUCAGGGCUGUGGACAUCCCGGGCCUCGAGGCUGCCACGCCUUAUAGAGUCUCCAUCUAUGGGGUGAUCCGGGGCUAUAGAACACCAGUACUCUCUGCUGAGGCCUCCACAGCCAAAGAACCUGAAAUUGGAAACUUAAAUGUUUCUGACAUAACUCCCGAGAGCUUCAAUCUCUCCUGGAUGGCUACCGAUGGGAUCUUCGAGACCUUUACCAUUGAAAUUAUUGAUUCCAAUAGGUUGCUGGAGACUGUGGAAUAUAAUAUCUCUGGUGCUGAACGAACUGCCCAUAUCUCAGGGCUACCCCCUAGUACUGAUUUUAUUGUCUACCUCUCUGGACUUGCUCCCAGCAUCCGGACCAAAACCAUCAGUGCCACAGCCACGACAGUAGCCAAACCUCUUCUUAGCCACCUCACUGUCUCAAACAUGACCUGGGGCAGUGUGUCCAUCUCGUGGGAAGCUCAGGAGUCUGCCUUUGAUAGCUUUCUUAUAGAAGUUAGUAAUUCCGAUCACCCCCAUGAGACCAUGGUGCUGUCUGUGCCUGGGGUGUCUCGCAGCUCUGUCAUCACCAACCUCAAAGCUUCUUCUAAUUACACUGCCCACCUUCAUGGGCUGAUUGGCGGGCAGCGUGCUCAGACCCUGAUGGUCCAAGCAACCACAGAACCAAAGCCACAGUUGGGCACGCUAAUCUUUAGCAAUAUUACUCCAAAAAGCUUCAACAUGUCAUGGACCACUCAAGCUGGGCUUUUUGCAAAGAUUGUUAUCAAUGUGAGUGACGCUCACUCACUGCAUGAGUCCCAGCAAUUCACAGUCUCAGGAGAUGCAAAGCAAGCUCACAUCACAGGCUUGGUGGAGAACACUGGCUAUGACGUCAGUGUGGCAGGAACCACCUUGGCUGGGGAUCCCACCAGACCCCUCACUGCCUUUGUCAUUACAGAGGCCCUGCCCCUUCUGGAAAACCUAACCAUUUCCGACAUUAAUCCCUACGGGUUCACAGUUUCCUGGAUGGCAUCGGAGAAUGCCUUUGACAGCUUUCUAGUAACGGUGGUGGAUUCUGGGAAGCUGCUGGACCCCCAGGAAUUCACACUUUCAGGAACCCAGAGGAAGCUGGAGCUUAGAGGCCUCAUAACUGGCAUUGGCUAUGAGGUUAUGGUCUCUGGCUUCACCCAAGGGCAUCAAACCAAGCCCUUGAGGGCUGAGAUUGUUACAGAAGCCGAACCGGAAGUUGACAACCUUCUGGUUUCAGAUGCCACCCCAGACGGUUUCCGUCUGUCCUGGACAGCUGAUGAAGGGGUCUUCGACAAUUUUGUUCUCAAAAUCAGAGAUACCAAAAAGCAGUCUGAGCCACUGGAAAUAACCCUACUUGCCCCCGAACGUACCAGGGACAUAACAGGUCUCAGAGAGGCUACUGAAUACGAAAUUGAACUCUAUGGAAUAAGCAAAGGAAGGCGAUCCCAGACAGUCAGUGCUAUAGCAACAACAGCCAUGGGCUCCCCAAAGGAAGUCAUUUUCUCAGACAUCACUGAAAAUUCGGCUACUGUCAGCUGGAGGGCACCCACAGCCCAAGUGGAGAGCUUCCGGAUUACCUAUGUGCCCAUUACAGGAGGUACACCCUCCAUGGUAACUGUGGACGGAACCAAGACUCAGACCAGGCUGGUGAAACUCAUACCUGGCGUGGAGUACCUUGUCAGCAUCAUCGCCAUGAAGGGCUUUGAGGAAAGUGAACCUGUCUCAGGGUCAUUCACCACAGCUCUGGAUGGCCCAUCUGGCCUGGUGACAGCCAACAUCACUGACUCAGAAGCCUUGGCCAGGUGGCAGCCAGCCAUUGCCACUGUGGACAGUUAUGUCAUCUCCUACACAGGCGAGAAAGUGCCAGAAAUUACACGCACGGUGUCCGGGAACACAGUGGAGUAUGCUCUGACCGACCUCGAGCCUGCCACGGAAUACACACUGAGAAUCUUUGCAGAGAAAGGGCCCCAGAAGAGCUCAACCAUCACUGCCAAGUUCACAACAGACCUCGAUUCUCCAAGAGACUUGACUGCUACUGAGGUUCAGUCGGAAACUGCCCUCCUUACCUGGCGACCCCCCCGGGCAUCAGUCACCGGUUACCUGCUGGUCUAUGAAUCAGUGGAUGGCACAGUCAAGGAAGUCAUUGUGGGUCCAGAUACCACCUCCUACAGCCUGGCAGACCUGAGCCCAUCCACCCACUACACAGCCAAGAUCCAGGCACUCAAUGGGCCCCUGAGGAGCAAUAUGAUCCAGACCAUCUUCACCACAAUUGGACUCCUGUACCCCUUCCCCAAGGACUGCUCCCAAGCAAUGCUGAAUGGAGACACGACCUCUGGCCUCUACACCAUUUAUCUGAAUGGUGAUAAGGCUGAGGCGCUGGAAGUCUUCUGUGACAUGACCUCUGAUGGGGGUGGAUGGAUUGUGUUCCUGAGACGCAAAAACGGACGCGAGAACUUCUACCAAAACUGGAAGGCAUAUGCUGCUGGAUUUGGGGACCGCAGAGAAGAAUUCUGGCUUGGGCUGGACAACCUGAACAAAAUCACAGCCCAGGGGCAGUACGAGCUCCGGGUGGACCUGCGGGACCAUGGGGAGACAGCCUUUGCUGUCUAUGACAAGUUCAGCGUGGGAGAUGCCAAGACUCGCUACAAGCUGAAGGUGGAGGGGUACAGUGGGACAGCAGGUGACUCCAUGGCCUACCACAAUGGCAGAUCCUUCUCCACCUUUGACAAGGACACAGAUUCAGCCAUCACCAACUGUGCUCUGUCCUACAAAGGGGCUUUCUGGUACAGGAACUGUCACCGUGUCAACCUGAUGGGGAGAUAUGGGGACAAUAACCACAGUCAGGGCGUUAACUGGUUCCACUGGAAGGGCCACGAACACUCAAUCCAGUUUGCUGAGAUGAAGCUGAGACCAAGCAACUUCAGAAAUCUUGAAGGCAGGCGCAAACGGGCAUAAAUUCCAGGGACCACUGGGUGAGAGAGGAAUAAGGCCCAGAGCGAGGAAAGGAUUUUACCAAAGCAUCAAUACAACCAGCCCAACCAUCGGUCCACACCUGGGCAUUUGGUGAGAGUCAAAGCUGACCAUGGAUCCCUGGGGCCAACGGCAACAGCAUGGGCCUCACCUCCUCUGUGAUUUCUUUCUUUGCACCAAAGACAUCAGUCUCCAACAUGUUUCUGUUUUGUUGUUUGAUUCAGCAAAAAUCUCCCAGUGACAACAUCGCAAUAGUUUUUUACUUCUCUUAGGUGGCUCUGGGAAUGGGAGAGGGGUAGGAUGUACAGGGGUAGUUUGUUUUAGAACCAGCCGUAUUUUACAUGAAGCUGUAUAAUUAAUUGUCAUUAUUUUUGUUAGCAAAGAUUAAAUGUGUCAUUGGAAGCCAUCCCUUUUUUUACAUUUCAUACAACAGAAACCAGAAAAGCAAUACUGUUUCCAUUUUAAGGAUAUGAUUAAUAUUAUUAAUAUAAUAAUGAUGAUGAUGAUGAUGAAAACUAAGGAUUUUUCAAGAGAUCUUUCUUUCCAAAACAUUUCUGGACAGUACCUGAUUGUAUUUUUUUUUUAAAUAAAAGCACAAGUACUUUUGAGUUUGUUAUUUUGCUUUGAAUUGUUGAGUCUGAAUUUCACCAAAGCCAAUCAUUUGAACAAAGCGGGGAAUGUUGGGAUAGGAAAGGUAAGUAGGGAUAGUGGUCAAGUGGGAGGGGUGGAAAGGAGACUAAAGACUGGGAGAGAGGGAAGCACUUUUUUUAAAUAAAGUUGAACACACUUGGGAAAAGCUUACAGGCCAGGCCUGUAAUCCCAACACUUUGGGAGGCCAAGGUGGGAGGAUAGCUUAACCCCAGGAGUUUGAGACCAGCCUGAGCAACAUAGUGAGAACUUGUCUCUACAGAAAAAAAAAAAAAAAAAAAUUUAAUUAGGCAAGCGUGGUAGUGCGCACCUGUCGUCCCAGCUACUCAGGAGGCUGAGGUAGGAAAAUCACUGGAGCCCAGGAGUUAGAGGUUACAGUGAGCUAUGAUCACACUACUGCACUCCAGCCUGGGCAACAGAGGGAGACCCUGUCUCUAAAUAAAAAAAGAAAAGAAAAAAAAAGCUUACAACUUGAGAUUCAGCAUCUUGCUCAGUAUUUCCAAGACUAAUAGAUUAUGGUUUAAAAGAUGCUUUUAUACUCAUUUUCUAAUGCAACUCCUAGAAACUCUAUGAUAUAGUUGAGGUAAGUAUUGUUACCACACAUGGGCUAAGAUCCCCAGAGGCAGACUGCCUGAGUUCAAUUCUUGGCUCCACCAUUCCCAAGUUCCCUAACCUCUCUAUGCCUCAGUUUCCUCUUCUGUAAAGUAGGGACACUCAUACUUCUCAUUUCAGAACAUUUUUGUGAAGAAUAAAUUAUGUUAUCCAUUUGAGGCCCUUAGAAUGGUACCCGGUGUAUAUUAAGUGCUAGUACAUGUUAGCUAUCAUCAUUAUCACUUUAUAUGAGAUGGACUGGGGUUCAUAGAAACCCAAUGACUUGAUUGUGGCUACUACUCAAUAAAUAAUAGAAUUUGGAUUUAAA
Homo sapiens (human) is the source of this 10570-nucleotide messenger RNA. It is a transcript of the gene TNC, whose product is annotated as tenascin C. NCBI's taxonomy places the organism in Eukaryota, Metazoa, Chordata, Mammalia, Primates, Hominidae. Gene Ontology annotation, biological process: morphogenesis of an epithelium; regulation of inflammatory response; response to wounding. The record is from RefSeq and is a predicted model, not a curated record. The transcript has 31 exons. Gene Ontology annotation, cellular component: extracellular region; basement membrane; tenascin complex. Bases 1834 to 8988 code for a protein of 2384 amino acids.